GUUUGGCCGCUCUCCGGCGCCGUAGCGGCCGCUCGGGCGGGAACUGCGAACGGGCCGCGGCGGGGCUCAGGGUGUAAGGAGCCAACAGCAGCACUUACUUCGUGAGCUCUUGCUCCCAGGGGACACUAAAGUGAGCGAUUAUGGCAAAUGGGAAUGUGGCCUGAAUGAGCGAGGGGCAUGAGAAGGGUCCUGUCAGCACCAGAGGCCAGCUGCAGUCUGCAGCAGACAGCCAGGCUCCUGAGCUGCCCUGCAUUUCCGUGUUUAUCCUGUCAGGAUGCCUGAGAGCCAGGGGAAGGACAGCGAGAGCUCCAGCAGCAGCUCCAACUCCGGGGACUGCGUGGCUUCCUUCGGACAGUACCAGUACACGGCCGGCGAGUACCGCACCAUCCAGCACGCCCUGCGCCAGCGCCUGGGCCCCGACUACAUCAGCAGCCGGCACGCCGGGGGAGGCCAGAAGGUCUGUUACAUCGAGGGUCACAAGGUCAUCAGUCUGGCCAACGAAAUGUUUGGCUUCAACGGCUGGGCUCAUUCAGUCACUCAGCAGAAUGUUGACUUUGUUGACCUCAACGAUGGCAGGUUCUACGUGGGUGUCUGUGCUUUUGUGAAAGUUCAGCUCAAGGACGGGUCAUACCAUGAAGAUGUGGGAUAUGGAGUCAGUGAAGGCCUGAAGUCUAAAGCCUUGUCCUUAGAGAAGGCAAGAAAGGAGGCAGUAACAGAUGGGCUGAAGAGAGCACUCAAGUGCUUUGGCAACGCCCUUGGGAACUGCAUUCUGGACAAGGAGUACCUGCGAGCCGUCAGCAAGCUCCCGCGGCAGGUACCCCCUGAAUUAGACUUGCUCAAAGCUAAGAGACAGGACUAUGAGCCUGAAAUAGAGAAAGCAAGAUACAGCAGCUAUGUGGAAAGGCAGACCACAGCAGGGAGGCAGCACUGUGAGGUGACACCUGGCUGUAAGCCUGGCCAGACAGAGGCUGCUGUAGUGACAGCAGAUCAGAAACAGCCCAACGCUCCCAGAAGCACAGACUCCCUGGCCACGGAGUGUGAUGCCACUUACCAGAGGAAACUGCGGCAGAAGCGGCUGCAGCAGCAGUUCCGGGAGCAGAUGGAGAAAAAGCAGCAGGGCCCAGCAGUUACACCUGGCAGCAAACAGGCAACAUCUGAGCCUCCCGUGAAGCACAGCACUCCGGCACAAGUGCAACAGGAGCUGGCAGUAGAAGAGGAGUUCUUUGCAGAUGACCCCGAACUUUGGGACAUUUCCUUGGAGAGCACUGACCUGAAGGCAGUGGGUGCCCAGGUACCAGCGCCGUCGCCAGCUGCACACCAAGCCCCUGGGACACCCCGUGGGCAGCAGCAGAGGAGCACGGGCAGCAGGACACCCCGCAGGGGCAGCCAGCACAGAGCUGCUGCCAGGCUGGCACAGCUGCAGCCCCCUGCUGCAGCCCCCAGCAGCAGCGGUGCCCACCAACACACCCCAGGGUGCAGCCCCCUCGGGAGAAGUCAGAGCUUGAAGAAAAGGAAGCUGGAGCCUACGUGAGGCACCCGGUGGGAUACGUGCCUCUGUCAUGGGUUACAUCACAGGGCUGCAGCUGGCUUUCCAAAUGGUGUCACAUGGACUCUGCUGUGCAUCACGGGGAAGCCACAGAGAAGGGUUUCAUGCAAUCAAGCAAGAACUUCAUGUACUCUUAGGCUAUUAUGUAUUUCAGAUGCCUUUUUCUAUAACUGUGCCGUUAUUUGUGCUGCUGCAGCACGAGGCUCUGGCCAUGUUUCGAGUGGAUAUUACAUGUGAAUAGCCUGAACCAGGAACAGAAGGGACUGUUAGAAAGGAGAUGCAAUUCCCAGCCUCUCUGCCCCUCGGCACUGCGUUCCAGCACAGAGCGUUGCGGUGCAGGGCGAGCAGGGCUUGUGGGCAGGCACGGAGGGCUCGGGCCGGGGCUGCGCUCCCGCCGCCCACACCAGGGCUGGGGCUCGGAGGGGCAGCCCCGCCCCGGGGCAGAGCCCCUCGCUCCCGCGGCUCCGCCCGAGCCCGUGCCCGAGCCCGUGCCCAGCCAUCCCCGCUCCCCGUGCCUGUGCCCCGGGCAGGAGCGCCCGGCACCGCUGCCAGCCAGAGCCGCGCCUGCUCCAGCCUCUGGGCAUCAGCGGCAGCUGCACGGCUGCUUUUAAAGACGCUUGCGACCCCUUUCGAUACAGAAAUAAACAUGAAUUUGAGAAACCAAGCGCGCUGGGAGCUGUUCGUGCCCCUCUGCCCUGCCAGCCAUCGCACCUCGGUGCCUGCUGAAGGGCCCCAGGGAGGCAGCACCGCACCUGCACAGCCUCCCGGGCUUUGGGCCGGCAGCCAGAAACCUCGCGGGGCUCCAGGGCAAGGCCGGCAGCUGCUCGCCCUCCAGAGCAGGGGGCCGAAGGAACCAGUGUCGGCAGCACUGAGGAACGCGCCCUGAGCCUCGGUGAGGAGAGGGAGCAGCUCUGCCGGCUCAGGCCAGCGCCCCGAGGCAGCGCUGCUCCUGCCAGCAGCGGUGUCACCGUCCCCAGGUGUCCAGGGGAGAAUGGUGCCACAUGACUGGAAGUUAGAGCUGAGCCAGGAAAAUUUACACAAACUCUGGCAUUAGUCCAACCCUGAAAUCAGUUUCAGGCUUCAAACGGGACCUUGCUCCCAUGAUUUGCCUGACUGCUCUAUUCAGCAUUUAUUCCUCUUCCUCCUACUCUGCCUUCAUCACUUACUCAGUCCUCUUCCCUUAAAAGAUCCUUUACUGUCCACUUACCUCCUGAACAGGACAAAGAACAGGCACUGACAUCAGCCUGGAAAGACAGGACAAGCUGUAAUUAACAGUAAUAGAUGACAUGUAGACAGCAGUUCCACAUUCACCGUGCUUGUUUCUGCCAGUUCGGUGCUGCCUUCAGAGCAGCUGGGGAGGAAGCACAUUGCACACGUUUGAGUUAUGCCCUCCAUAGACCUGCUAGGGAGGGAGCGUGCAGACCUUCCCAGCUCCCAAUUCAAAGCUGCCCCAAACUCCUACAACGAAAAAAAUUCAAAAGUCUGAAACAAAAACAACGGCCUCAGCUUCCCUGGCUCUGGCAGCAGUGCAGAUACAGCUGUGCCUGCUCCGACACCGUCACUGCAAGGAGCCUCUCGGGAUUGGUCCCUUUGAAAAGGGCAGGGAAAAUUACACUGGAGCUUCUUCCCUCCCAGGCUAGCGCAGCACGACUCCUACCAGAAGCUGUUCUUAAAAUGGAAAGAAAUGCAGCAGCAAUUGGUGUUUAGAAAUACCAAACUCCUGCAAGUCUGCAGCCGAGAAUGAGGCUGUGAAGUUACACACCCUUGACCGUUCCCGUUUUUAGGGUGGCUGAGGAGUCCCUGGUGCCGGCCCCGCAGGGCGGGAGCCAUCCCCGCUCCUGCAGCGCAGGGCGGCGGGCAGGGAGCAGCAGAGGAGGCGGGAAGGGCCUCAGGACACCCCCGUGCCCCAGUGCCAGCGGCAGCACAGGGCCCGCCCCUGCCUCCAGCGCCGCCUCCCCGGGACAGGCACCGGCUCUGUGCCGCAGGAGCGCGCUCGGCAGCCCGGGGACAGCCGGGCCGUGCUGCUCCCUCGGGCACUGCCCUCAGGAAUUCCUCUGCACUACCUGCUCCGGAGCGUCCCGUCUGAGGCCCAAGGCUCCUGACUGUCGCUGCUUUCCAGCAGUUCCGCCUCUCAUGGCACUGGGGUUCUUGUGUUUCCUGUGACAAACUUCAAUUGGGUAACAGUCACAGCGCUGCAGGGCGAGGACAGGGGCUGGGACCUGCUGCUCCUCAGCAAAACCCACAGCUCAAACACACCAGGUCUGGCUUAUCUGAAUGGCUUCAUUCAAGAUUCUACAAAGGUCAUACGAGAAGGGUUCAGUGCAAAACACAACUAACUACGGCCAGGGAAGCCCAAAGUUUCAAUUAAUUUUAUUUUUUUUUAUUUUUCUUUUUUACAGUGUACAUUGUUAAAUAAUGUAAAGAAAACGCUUGUAAUUCAGAAACAGAUUUUAUGUGGAAAAAGAUACUCAAAGUGUAAUAUUAAACAAAAUAAUUUAACAGUUCAGUAGCAUUAGUUUAUUCCUCUAGACUUCAGUUAUUCAUCCACAGGAGGAGAGGGAGGGAGGAAAAAAAAAUCAAUGGUAAAUAAAACCAGUUCUUGCAUAACAUUAAGUGAAAAAACGACCUCAAACGUAUUAGAUCAAAUUUAAAUAACCACGUGCUGCAUCCAGCUGCCCCGUUCCUCCGCCACGACUGCUGCCCCUGUCUCAUUCCUGACUCCCGUUUCCCGGGGGGCUCGGGAGCCUCCCCUGCACCCUCCCUUCGGACCAGGCUCCUGCCCGGCCUCACCCGGGCCCGCCGCUCCCCCAGCCCGGGCCGCUCCCCCAGCCCGGGCCGCUCCCCCAGCCUGGGCUGCCCUGCUGCCACCAGCGCUCAAAGCGAGGGCCAGGAACGGAAAGGGCCCGCCCGUUUCUUUGUGGAAAUGAAGAGAACAUCUGCAGACACAGAACUCCCUGCCAGGCCCAGCCGGGAACAGCACUCGAGACUAAACAAACGCACACAGGUGACACCCCUGCCAUGCACCAGCCUCCAGGUGAGCUCCCCGAGCACAGGGAGCUGCACCCCCGUCCUUCACAGCCUUCUGCAGCACUGCAUAAAUACUGGCUGGUAUCACUUUGACUUCCAAGAGGAAACCAGUAUUCCUUAAAUACGAAAAGGGAGAAUGACCAAAGCAGAAGAUACAGUACAGGUACUAAGAGGUGACAAGUGACAGACAGUGACAGUCCUGGUACCAGCUUGAAAUUUGUUAAGAGUGAACAAAAUCGUAAAUCCUCCAAGUAAGACAGAGGAAACUCCUUGAUGCCGGCUGUUUCAAGUACAUCCAUUGCCGGCAAUGGACGUUGCACCAGGACAGUCUGUUCCUGGCUUAAAUGAAUUUUACCAAAAAAAAGGUAAGAAAAGCAAUCCCAGCAGACGAGCCCCUGCCAACGAGCAACGGCACCUGUCCCUCGAGUCACAUCCUGACCAAACAUUUCACCACUCCGCAGGUGGAGUCACUCUGCACCCUGAGCUGGGCUGUCCCCAUCCUGUCCCCGCUGCUCCCCAGCCUCCUGCCUCCAGCCAACACCGGUUCAGUCUCGCUGUGGCUUCACCUGCAUCCCCCGCCGCACCCACCUGGCCCUGUCACCCCACACCUUCAGCUCUGCCCCCUGGACAAGUCUCCCACACACGGCACUGCUCCGAGCCGCGGGGCCGGAGCGCCGGGAUGGGCACAACAUCCUGCCCUCCGCUCGCCUCUGCCCACCUGGGCUCUGCUGGGAAGACGACGCUAAACUGCAGAAGCAAGAGAAGUCCAAGGCACUAAAAUAUCCAGCAAGCAUACUGGGAGAACAGACAAGUAUUCAAGUACAUUAAUUUAUACAAUUUUACAUUCACAUUUAUUUAUCUAAUACAAUGAAAAUACAAAGGAAAAAGUUAAAGUGUCUCCAAUAAGUAUAAGGAUAUAGCUAGCUUUUUUUCCCAUUUUUUCUUUUUAACUUUUUUAACCCUCUAUAUUCCACUCAUUUUUAAACUACUGUUGUCCAACAACAUUUAUAUAUCACAGUGUUUCCACAUCAAAACUGAUGGUAAGUACAUGUCCGCAGGGAACUUUUAAAUUUUUUUUU
This is a messenger RNA of Prinia subflava (tawny-flanked prinia), 5652 nucleotides long. RefSeq names its product RAD52 homolog, DNA repair protein (gene RAD52). The record is from RefSeq and is a predicted model, not a curated record. Bases 275 to 1531 code for a protein of 418 amino acids. Gene Ontology annotation, cellular component: nucleus. The transcript has 14 exons. NCBI's taxonomy places the organism in Eukaryota, Metazoa, Chordata, Aves, Passeriformes, Cisticolidae. Gene Ontology annotation, biological process: DNA recombinase assembly; double-strand break repair via homologous recombination; double-strand break repair via single-strand annealing.